ACUUGGGAGAAUUUCCAAUUAAAAAGAGACGAAGAUGACAAGUCCAAAUUGCAUGUUGCUUUCAACGACAGCAGAAGAAAGUCCAGCGACCAGGCAUGUUUACCUUUGCGAACUCAUCAAUCAAGAAGAUCAAGCCUAACCAUUCUAACGAAACGGGAGCGAAAUAGAUCUGAUCCAUCACUGAAUAACUCAUGUGAAGUGCUUUCAAUCCGUGAGGACAGCGCUUCGGUGAGCAACGCAUCAUCGAAGUCCGAAAAGGCGAAUGAAAAGAUCGCCGCUAAGUUCUACCCAGAAGCUCGUGGAAGUUCGAGUUUUAUCGAAAGGAACGGCAGAAUCAGUCUCACUGUUAUAGUACAGACGAUUAAUCAGGUUAUGGAACGAAAUGGUGUUGUAAGACUAUGCGAGCUGGCUUUAAACAUUGCUGAUACCCUUCUCCGAAUACCUAUCGAUCAGUCUGAGACGUUUUUCUCCCAGCUGACUAUGAUGAUCUUCAGGUAG
Molecule: messenger RNA, 498 nt
Organism: Strongylus vulgaris
Lineage: Eukaryota; Metazoa; Nematoda; Chromadorea; Rhabditida; Strongylidae
Source: the annotation of a GenBank genome assembly